CCGGCGCCGCGGCCCCCCAUGCGCCUCGGCAUGAGCACGUGUGGCAGGAAGGCUCUCACCCUGCUCAGCAGCGUCUUCGCCGUCUGCGGCCUCGGCCUCCUGGGCAUCUCCGUGAGCACCGACUACUGGCUCUACCUGGAGGAGGGCACCGUGCAGCCCCAAAACCAGACCACGGAGAUCAAGAUGUCGCUGCACUCGGGGCUCUGGAGGGUCUGCUUUUUGUCAGGUGAAGAGCGUGGCCGGUGCUUCACUAUAGAAUACGUCAUGCCCAUGAAUGUCCAGAUGACGUCUGAAUCCACAAUCAACGUCCUGAAGAUGAUUCGUUCUGCUACUCCCUUCCCUUUGGUCAGCCUCUUUUUCAUGUUCAUUGGUUUCAUACUGAGCAACAUCGGCCACAUUCGGCCUCACCGGACCAUCCUCGCCUUUGUGUCUGGAAUCUUCUUCAUCCUGUCUGGUCUGUCGCUGGUGGUGGGGCUGGUCCUGUACAUCUCCAGCAUUAAUGAUGAGAUGCUCAACAGGACCAAGGACUCUGAAACUUUCUUCAAUUACAAAUACGGAUGGUCCUUUGCUUUCUCUGCUAUCUCUUUCCUUCUCACAGAGAGUGCCGGCGUGAUGUCCGUCUACUUGUUCAUGAAGAGAUACACGGCGGAGGACAUCUACCGUCCUCACCCCAGCUUCUACCGGCCCCGCCUGAGCAACUGCUCCGACUACUCGGGGCAGUUCCUGCACCCGGACGCGUGGGCGCGGGGCCGCAGCCCCUCGGAUAUCUCCAGCGAGGCGUCCCUGCAGAUGAACAGUAACUACCCGGCGCUGCUCAAGUGCCCCGAGUAUGACCAGAUGUCCUCGUCCCCGUGCUGAGCGCCACGCGCCUCUCCCCGUCCUCGCCACGAAGACGGCGCCGUUGCGGGCGCCCCGGCUCCGUUUGUCAUUUUGUAGGCCACUAUUUCGGGGCAAUUCUGUAUUUAUAGGAUCAUAAAUAUAACAGUAGAGAUUGGUUAUAUAGCCAAUAAUAUAACCAAGACAAUUGGGAUAUUUUCCUUUAUUUAUUUAUUUUUUUUAAUCGUUCCUGUAAGGCUGAAAUCUCUCCAAAGCCCUUUUCUUGCAGCUCUUCCACAUGUGCCACGUGCUGCUGAGCAAGUGGUCGUUCUGCGUGUGGAAUAAAUCCAGGGCUGGGCUAGAGAAAAGGGAGAGAAAAGAUAAUCAAUUAGAACAAAGAACAUGAAGAAAAUGCGUUUUUUUUGUUUGUUUGUUUUAGAUAGGCUGCAAAAGUUUGUACAUUUGGCUGAAUCAUUUAUUUGUGGAUUUACUGCCCAAAGGGCAGUUGGACUAAAGCAUUUGUGUCAAUUUACAAGUAACGGUCACCAUUAGAAAAAUACAAAUUGUAACUUGCUUUGAUAUUUACUGAUUGAUACCUCUCUUUGCUGGGUUUUAAUCAGGCAGGAACAGGAACUAGCUCAAUUACACGUCACCAGGUCAAGGAGGUUGUUUCUGUAGAGCUACUUGCAGACUAUUCCCAGGUUAGACCCUCCUGCACCUCAACCCAGGGAUGCCUUCGUUUUCCAGCGUGGGUCAGACACCCAAAUUUACUGGUCCAAUAGUCUGGAGGUCUAAAGAGGAACUGGGAGAAUUUCAGUACAGCUGAAAACUACCUAAAACCAUCCCAUAGGAAACUGUAGGUAGAGAGUUAAGGGAAAUUACGGCUGCCUGAGAGUGACCUGGAUGGAAGUGCAAAUUAUUUAAAGCCAAGAUCCCAAACUGGUGUAAAGUGGCAUAGCUGAAAGUAAUGAAGCUAGUCCACUGUAGCAAAGUAAUUGUCUCACAGUUUAUUGUUGCAGAACAUGGUAUUUUAGCUGCAUCGUGCAUUACUUCUUCUGAGUCUUAUUUUGAAGUUUUUAAUUUUACAAAUUUCCUAUGAUGCACUUUUGUCUUAGAGGACCAAAAACUGCCAGGGUGUGAAUAUCAAUCUAAUUGUAAAUGAAGGAUGGGGAGCAGAAAGGUAAUGCUCCCUCAUGCAAUCCGGUGGGAAGUACAAGGUUGUCACCUUGCAGAAGAAAGCUUUGUUAAACCCCUUGCUUCUGUUCCUCUUAUUUUACAUGUUUUUGAAAUUAUACAUUUGCUCAAAACAAAGCCCUCCAGGAUUCUUGGUACGUUUGAGCUUGUUUCAUCUCAUUGUAAUUUAAACAAGUAGAGUAUAUGCACUUUUGGACCUUAUUUGUAACAUAAUAUGUAAUGAAUGUUGCACUGUUUUAUUAUUAUUUGUUUAUUAUUUAUUAAUGACGCCAAACUAGGGUCCAAGUCUUGCAGUAGCAGCCACUAUCCACGUUGACUCUGACACCACAGGGGUCUGUGGGACCUCACUAUAGGUGUAUAUGCCAGACAAUUCUCAUACAAGAUUAUUUCUUGUCCAGUUCCUUCAAACAAGGAAAGUAAUGUAUAUUUAGUGUCAUUUUCCCCUUAAUUUGCUAAGUUUUAAAACUA
Molecule: messenger RNA, 2478 nt
Organism: Nothoprocta perdicaria
Lineage: Eukaryota; Metazoa; Chordata; Aves; Tinamiformes; Tinamidae
Gene: CACNG5
Product: calcium voltage-gated channel auxiliary subunit gamma 5
Exons: 5
Coding region: 19-858 (279 amino acids)
Biological process (GO): regulation of AMPA receptor activity; postsynaptic neurotransmitter receptor diffusion trapping; transmission of nerve impulse
Cellular component (GO): AMPA glutamate receptor complex; postsynaptic density membrane
Molecular function (GO): channel regulator activity; voltage-gated calcium channel activity
Source: RefSeq, a predicted model, not a curated record